This is a messenger RNA of Drosophila biarmipes, 1623 nucleotides long. RefSeq lists its product as uncharacterized. The record is from RefSeq and is a predicted model, not a curated record. The coding region runs from base 1 to 1623 and encodes 540 amino acids. NCBI's taxonomy places the organism in Eukaryota, Metazoa, Arthropoda, Insecta, Diptera, Drosophilidae. The transcript has 4 exons.
AUGUUUCGUGGAUUCUAUUUCGUCUGCGGUAUUUGGCUCUUUCCCGGGGUCUUGGCUAUGCCGAUGAUUCCCUUCGAGGGAGACACCUAUGAAUCCGAUUUCAUACAUAGCUUGACCAGCCAAAUGGUAACCGAAAACCGGAUCGAAACGCUGGCCGUUUACGGAGUAAAUCGGGAAUGGUACCGAUUGCGAACAGUCGUGGCCAAGUCCAUUGUGCAAUCGUUGAUGGAGGAGUUCCAAGUUCCAAUCGUUGUUUGGGGACUGAGACGCAAUAUCACUUUGCGCCAUUUGCUGGGCUACAAAACCCUAAUCUGUGUUAGCACAUUCAGUAUGAUACCCGACGUGGACCCCAUUUUUGAUGUCCUGACCGAUGGCUUAGUUGGCUUGCACUAUGUUCCGAUGCUCUUCAUUUACAAACAUGAUGGAAGCGCAACGCCUACGAGAAAUAGGUUGGAAGCCUUCUUCGACUGGUGCUGGCAGCAGAGGUUUACCCAUGUGUUCCUAACGUUUCAGACACGAACGCCUUAUAAUCAAUCUGAACCAAACAGUAGAUCAGGGCGCAAUGAAAUCUUUAGCUACACACCUUUUCCCAAUCUCACUAUUCGGAAUCUAACCCAGACGGGAUAUCAUCUCGUGGACAUAAUGAUGAAUCUAAGGGGCUAUGAGUUUAGAGUGCCUACGUUUCAGGAUCCCCCCAAUGUAUUUCAGCUCCCAAACGGUCGCCUAUCCGGGGCCAUGGGCCUUUUGUUUUCUUCUUACGUGCACCACAGAAGGGGGACUCUCCGCCUGGAGCCCCAAGCCCAUAUGGACCGGUACAGCUACCAGGAGCAGGAGCACCUGAUGCUGGCCCCUGCCCGCGGCGAGAUCGAGAUGGGCGUGCACCCGUACUCACCGAUGCAGUUGAACUCCUCGCUGACGGCCGGCAGUUUUCCGCUGGGCACGACCAACACCUGUGUCCUGGUGCCCUGGCAGCGGGUGUCGCCUCAGGUCCGUUUCAUGCAGGUGGCUGCCCACAUAAAUGGCCCUUUUUUAUUGAUUCUUCUGUUGGCAAUGACCCUGUGCUGGCAGUUUGUGCGUGGACGAUGGCGACGAGGCGUCCAUCUCACAUUUGUGACCUUCUUUCAGCAAUCUGUGCCGAACAGGGAGUUUCGUCACUUGCCCGAGCCAUACAAGUGCAUCCAUGUUGCCUUGCUCCUCAGCUCCUUGGUUCUGUGGACGAUGCGCACGGCGAAGUUGUCAUCGGUUUUUACCUCACAGAUUAAUACCGCCAAGGACCUUCUGGCCACGCCAUUACGGCUCAUGUUGACGGAAACGGAAGUGGAAAUGUAUUUCACCGCAGGGCUCCUGCCCUCGGCACUGAUGCCCCGCCUCCUGGUGGUCAACAAGACGACGCUGAUGGAGCACCUGGACAGCUUGAAUAGCAGCUACGCCUACUGCACCACCGCGGAGCACUGGAGUGUGGUUAUGUUGCAGCAGCGCCGCAUGCACCGCCCACCGUUUCGACUGGCCUCGCAGCUCUGCACCACCCCUAAAAUUCUGCGAUUUCCCGUGCAGCGGAACUCGCCCUUCGAGCGCAACUUCUACCGCUUCGGUAUCCAUUCGCUGCAAUUCGGCUUAGCCUGA